AUGGCUCAGCUGCCACUUAGCCCGGGUUGUGAUUGCGCCGGUCGACGAGUGAGUCGAUCCAUGGCGCUUCGCCCAGUGCCGAUUGAUCUGGACCUGGCACGGCAAUUGCAGUUUCCCGAGCCGGGCUAUGCGCAAUACUCCAGAUUGCAAGGCUCCUAUGUUUGGCCGGAGAACAUAUGGCCAGAGACACCAAGUCUGGAUGCUCAAUGGAGUGUCACACCGGAGUCAGGCGCAUCUCUUCAAGGAUUCGGGUCAGACGAAAUGGGAGCAGAUACGAGGACCACGUUGGUCCUCAAGAAUCUGCCCAGACACUUUGACAAGGAUGCCCUGAAGGAUUUGUUGGAGAAGCUAGGCUUUCGGGGCUUCUUUGACUUUCUAUAUGUACCUCUGCAGUGGAACCAGGAGAGCUGUGUUGGCUAUGGCUUGGUGAACCUUACCAGCCAUGAGGUAGCUCUCCGCCUUUGGAAUCAUUUUCGCAAAGGUGCGAGUGAGAACUUGGAGGUGUGUUGGGAUACAAGGCAUCAAGGCCUUGAUCAGCUAAUCAAGUACUACAGAAACAACAGUGUGAUGCAUCCUCUUCUUCCAGAGCAUUGCAAGCCGAUGCUACUUCUUUCCGGUGAGAAGGUGGAUUUUCCCCCUCCGACUAAGGCUUUGACAACCCCAAAGUCGCUCAGAGGUAGCAAGUUCCGGAAGUCUUGGGGAGAUGCGAAGGACAAGUUGGUGAAUGACCUCUUAUUCUACCUCAAGGAAGCAGAGGCUAAGACCUCUCAAUGA
This is a messenger RNA of Durusdinium trenchii, 774 nucleotides long. Lineage: Eukaryota; Dinophyceae; Suessiales; Symbiodiniaceae. The record is from the annotation of a GenBank genome assembly.